Anopheles marshallii is the source of this 1695-nucleotide messenger RNA. RefSeq names its product alkaline phosphatase-like. The transcript is spliced from 3 exons. Lineage: Eukaryota; Metazoa; Arthropoda; Insecta; Diptera; Culicidae. The coding region runs from base 1 to 1695 and encodes 564 amino acids. Gene Ontology annotation, biological process: dephosphorylation. Gene Ontology annotation, molecular function: alkaline phosphatase activity. The record is from RefSeq and is a predicted model, not a curated record.
AUGGUUCUAAUUGGCGUGCUGCUUCUUACUAGCCUUUGUGCACAUAUCACGGUUCACGGUGUGAACGGCAAUCCAUUGUCGGCCUUUGUGACCGUUGUGAAUUCGGGCCCAACCCAUCCGAUGGAUAACCCAGACUGGGUGCCUCCUACGGGACCUACCAGAGAAAAGGAUCGUGAGUACUGGCAGGCAAGUGGGCAAGACCGACUACGUCGUCAACUGGAGCACGUCAAACAGAACCUUAACGUGGCCAAAAACGUAAUCAUCUUCCUGGGAGACGGUUUGUCAAUACCGACGCUCGCUGCCACUAGAAUGUACAUGGGAGGCGAGGAGCUGGAGCUUUCCUUUGAAUCUUUUCCCUACACUGGACUCGCGAAGACUUACUGCAUUAACUAUCAAGUAUCGGAUUCAUCCUGCACAGCUGCCGCCAUCCUGACGGGAGUGAAGAACAAUUAUGGCACCAUCGGGGUCAGUGGGCAUGUGCCGCUAAUGAACUGCCCGCUCAGCUUGCAGGAGCAGAACCGUUUGACAUCAAUACUGAAGUACGCCCAGGAGGAUGGUCGCUCGACGGGUAUCGUCACCAACACGCGAAUAACUCAUGCGACGCCGGCCGUUGCGUAUGCCGUCUCCGGGGCACGGUACUGGGAAGACGACACCGAAUUGCCGCCGGGCUGCGUCGACAUUGCCUCGCAGUUAAUUCAUGGCGAUAUUGGAACUAACCUUACCGUAGCGCUCGGUGGUGGAUCAAGACAUUUCUAUCCAACUGGAACGUUCGAUAGCAAUGGCGAAACGGGAAGACGCGCCGACGGUCGCAAUCUCGUGAAUGAGUGGAUCGAACUAACGGCAGCCCGUGACCUGAGAGCCCAGUUCGUUCAUGACCGGACCGGAUUACUCGCCGUACAACCCGAGCUGGUGGAUCGGUUGUUUGGUUUGUUCAGUGGAAAUCACAUGUCUUAUAGGAUGUUGGCAGAUCAGCUGCGUGAACCGUCCCUGGAGGAAAUGACAGUAAAAGCAUUGGAGGUUCUUCAACGCAACGACCGUGGAUUUCUGUUGCUGGUAGAAGGUGGACGCAUUGAUCACGCACAUCAUGAUAAUUUGGCUAAGCUGGCGUUAGAUGAGACAGUGGAACUACACCGGGCCGUAGAGCGUACAGUUCAGCAUCUGGGUGAAAACAUCCAGGAAACGUUACUGCUAGUGACGGCGGACCAUUCGCAUACGCUCACGAUCGGAGGAUAUCCGGUGAGAGGUAACGAUAUCCUGUCGACUGGAGAUUUUUCGCGCUUCGACCGGAUGCCGUUCUUCACACUGACCUACGCGAACGGACCUAGCUAUGCGGACCACUUCUAUGAAACCGGUGGCCGCAGGAAUCCCGACGACAUGCGGGACCGAUAUCACGAUCCGGACUUCACAUAUCCGGCUGCCGUACCCUACGAGGACGAGACGCACGGUGGGGAUGACGUAGCCGUGUUUGCCCAAGGGCCAUGGGCACAUAUUUUCAGCGGUCUCUACGAGCAGCACGUCAUCGGACACGGGCUCUUUUACGCCGCCUGUCUUGGACCGGAUACGUUCCAGCAAUCGGAUGCGUGUCGCGAGCGUUUACGGGGUGGAACAGCGGAACCUUUACGAGGUGUAAACCAUGUACUGGUGAUCUUAGUACUGUUCGCGUAUCUACGAACGCAUGCAUUAUACAUCAUGUAG